Messenger RNA from Humulus lupulus (European hop), 961 nucleotides. RefSeq names its product protein REDUCED WALL ACETYLATION 4-like. Gene Ontology annotation, biological process: plant-type secondary cell wall biogenesis; xyloglucan metabolic process; xylan biosynthetic process. Gene Ontology annotation, molecular function: acetyltransferase activity. The record is from RefSeq and is a predicted model, not a curated record. The transcript has 7 exons. The annotation marks the transcript as partial. NCBI's taxonomy places the organism in Eukaryota, Viridiplantae, Streptophyta, Magnoliopsida, Rosales, Cannabaceae. Gene Ontology annotation, cellular component: Golgi apparatus.
AAGCGACUUUGGAUUGAAGAAGGCGCUCAUGCUCUGGCCUAUAUCGCUCUAUCGAAGCCUCUAGUUUCUCAGGUCCUAUUUUUGAUGUAUCAUUACUUUGCUGCAACUGAGAUAUAUAAUGUGAUCCGUGUCUUUAUUGCUGCAUAUGUUUGGAUGAUUGGAUUUGGCAACUUUUCCUACUAUUACAUCAGAAAAGAUUUUAGUCUUGCACGUUUUACUCAGGUGAUUUUUUUUUUAUUUCAUUUCCAUUUAAUGAGGUAUACCGAUCCUGCAAAGCCAGAUCUCUCUCGGCUGCAUGAGUGGCAUUUCAGAUCUGGACUUGAUCGUUAUAUAUGGAUCAUUGGAAUGAUAUAUGCAUAUUGUCAUCCAAAUGUUGAGAAGUGGAUGGAAAAAUUGGAGGAAACAGAAACCAAGAAGAGAGUUUCAAUCAAAGGGAUUGUAGUUGCUGUUUCCGUAUUUGUUGGUUAUUUAUGGUUCGAGUACAUUUACAAGCUCGACAAGGUUUCAUAUAACAAGUUCCAUCCCUACACCUCAUGGAUCCCUAUAACGUGCGUGUUAUACAUGAGGUUAUAUAAGUUUGCGGAACUUCACCCAGCAGUUCCGAAAUUUCUCCAUAUAAAUUGUCUAACCCUUAAAAAGGCUCAAACAUCAGGAUCAUUUAUUCUUCUAAUUUUUUUAACGUUAUACUUUUGACAAUUUAUAUGUAGAUGGCUUGGAAAGGUUACUCUUGAAACCUACAUUUCUCAGUUCCACAUCUGGUUGAGGUACUUCCUACUAUAUAAAGUUUCUUCGGAGUAUACCACAUGAUCCAGUGAUGACAGAUUCGAGUUCGACUACAAAAUUUUAGAAGUGUUUUUUUUUAUUUUUUAUUUUGUGGUGUACUACUUUUAUAUAUUAGCUUAACUUUUUAGUUAAUAUUUUAGAAAUGUUUUGUAUUGCACUUAAUUACUAAUUACUAAUG